Molecule: messenger RNA, 1094 nt
Organism: Python bivittatus (Burmese python)
Lineage: Eukaryota; Metazoa; Chordata; Lepidosauria; Squamata; Pythonidae
Source: RefSeq, a predicted model, not a curated record
CCCUUCUUAAAAAAGCCCCGCCUUUCCUUCGUCGCCUGAUCUUACGAGCCCCAGCCAUGGAUUUUUUGCGCACGUUCUGGCGCUGGAAGCUCGAGGAGUCGCCAAGGCUGCGCUAGGCGGCCGUGUCAACAGUGCAACGUGAGGCUGGACGUUGAACUCUGGCGAGGCGCUGGCAAAAUCCCUGCCCAGAACAGGGAAGGGCCCUCCUUAUCCGCCUUUCCCAGUCUCCCGCGGUGGGACCCGAGAGAGGCCCGCGCUCGCGACUCUCCUGGAGCUCCACCUGUUGCCGGGCUCAGCUGCAAAGAGAAGUUCUGCGGCCUGUUCCGGCAGGGGAGGGCAGACUCCAAGGCCCCGCUUUCGCUCUCGAAAACGCCCCCAGGUUUCCCCCUCUGCGCGAUGCCCGUGGCGGGCACUCUGCGGGUCAAGUUCCGGCGGCGCCGCAACCCCGCGGAGGACAAGGAACCCAUCCUCGAGCGGGAGGAACAGCGAGAAGCAGAGGCCCUGAGGGCUCCCGAGGACCAGCUUGAAGAAGAGGAGCCGGCUGGCUGCGCCUCCAAAAAAGUGGCGUUUGCCGUCCUCCCGGACAACUACCAGCCUCUCGUCUGGGACGGCGAGCAGCAGCCACCGCCGCGGAAAGCGGAGCGCGCAAGCAAGGCGCGCAAGAGAAGACUCAAGAGAUACGGCAAGAGUGCGAGGAUUUUACGUGAACGGUCCUAUUCCGAGAACUGCUGGCGGCGUGGAAGAUUUGGGGUCGUGCCCCUUAUGUAUCCGAAGAGAGUUCAUUGGAUUGCCUGGCUGCGAUCCCAACCAAAAAGCCCCCUCCUCACCUUCGGGGGCGAAUGAGCAGAGCCUCUGAGGGUGGGGUGGCUGACUGGUCUUGUGCUUGCUGGCUGCCCUUUGGAAGAGGCCUUCUGAGGAAGUGGGGGGUGGGCUGUUCCAGGGAAGGGAAGGUGUUGCAGGUCGGAGUUUCUGUUCAUUCCCCAAGUGGAUGUUCCACAGCAGAGUUUGGGUGAAAAGCAUUUUCUUCCUUUUGGUAGUUCCUAAAAACUUCGUAAAGGAAAGGCUGUGAAGUUAAACAGAUGCUGAAAUUUAAU